Messenger RNA from Pseudozyma hubeiensis SY62, 717 nucleotides. RefSeq lists its product as hypothetical. The coding region runs from base 1 to 717 and encodes 238 amino acids. Lineage: Eukaryota; Fungi; Basidiomycota; Ustilaginomycetes; Ustilaginales; Ustilaginaceae. The record is from RefSeq and is a predicted model, not a curated record. The transcript has a single exon.
AUGGUUCGCAUCACACUCUUCAGCGCCAUCAUGGCCACCUUUGCCAUUGUCGCCGUCACUGCUACCGCUGCUGAAGCCGACGCCGCCAAGCCGCCCAUCCAGACGCUCUCCAAAGGCGUCUCGGAAGACCUCGACGACGAAGGCAAACCGAUGCAAUACAUCAACUCUGUCUUUGGCGACGAGGACGACGACGACUACACGCCCGAACAGCUCGAGCAGCGUUCCGUUAUGCGACGCACCAAGCACCACCACAAACACUCUCGCAAGCACAAAUCCAAGACCUCUUCGCGCAAGCUGUUCACGGUCGGUCCCGCUUCCUCGGACUCGCUCUGGUCGAACAACGUGCAGAUCACGUGGUACGCCUCGCACGACCUGCAGAACCCUCAGUGCGGUAACGGUGGUGGAAGCUGGCAACCCGAGAACAGCUCGCACAUCGGUGCCGUCGUCAAAGGUUGGACGGACGGCCCUCAGUGUGGAGAGUUUGUCAAGCUCUGCAACAAGGACGCCAACAACCACUGUGUUCAGGUCAGGGUGAUCGAUAAGUGCGCGGGUUGUGGAGAGAACCACGUCGAUCUGACCAAGUCGGCGUUCAAGAAGUUGAGCCCGAGUGGAAGUUUGACCGAAGGCAGGAUUCAUGGUCUGCAGAUGUACAGGAGCGGCCAGAAGCCCAACCCUUGGGAUAUCGCGCUGUUCGGUCCCAAGCUGCUGCAGGGUUGA